CUUACCUAUUCUCAUAAACGCGAUUUUACAUGUACUAUAGUUUUGGUUGUAUCGAUAUCGCUCCUAAAAUAAUGUUUAAUGGCUAAAUUGUAGCAGCAGCCGCCGAAUUGAACGCCAAAGUGUCUCCAGACUUUCGAGUGAUCAAGAGAGAAACGGGCUACAUGUUUCCGUUUCUCUGAGGAAACCUGAAACCGUCGCUAUUUAAAACGAAAUGCCAGAAUAAACAAAGUUUGGUAACGCCAUUCUUCCAUUCAGGUCAGCCACACAUCUAUGAACUCACCUUCAUCUCAGACUGUAAUGAAUUCUAUGGUUGGACAUCCAUCUGUUAUCAGCACAUCUAUGAAUGCCUCAAGGCCUCUUGCUUCUCCGGUGAACACACUAGGAUCACCUAUCAAUGGUUUAACUUCUCCUUAUUCAGUUAUAACAUCUUCGCUUGGAUCACCAUCUGUCUCAUUGCCCUCCACGCCUGGCAUUAACUUUGGUGUAUUAAACAGCCCACAGAUGAGUUCAUUGAACAAUGUGAGCAGCACAGAAGACAUUAAACCCCCUCCUGGACUUGUAGGACUUGGAAACAUCAGUAGUUAUCAUUCAACAAGCCCGGGCUCUCUAUCUAAACACAUAUGUGCAAUCUGUGGAGAUCGAUCUUCAGGAAAACAUUAUGGUGUCUAUAGCUGUGAAGGAUGUAAAGGAUUUUUUAAAAGAACAAUCAGGAAAGACCUUACCUAUACAUGUCGGGACACAAAGGAAUGCAUGAUUGAUAAGCGUCAGCGGAAUCGUUGUCAGUACUGUCGCUAUCAGAAAUGUCUGGCGAUGGGCAUGAAAAGGGAAGCUGUUCAAGAAGAAAGGCAAAGAGGCAGAGAAAAAAGUGAUAAUGAGGUGGAAUCAACAAGUAGCUACAGUGAAGAAAUGCCCGUGGAAAAAAUCUUAGAUGCAGAACUGGCUGUUGAACCAAAGACAGAAACCUAUGUGGAUGCAGGGCCAGGAAAUUCAUCUGAUCCAGUUACCAAUAUCUGUCAGGCAGCAGAUAAACAGCUCUUUACACUUGUGGAGUGGGCUAAGAGAAUCCCUCACUUUUCAGAAUUACCCAUUGAUGAUCAAGUAAUUCUUUUGCGAGCAGGUUGGAAUGAACUGCUAAUAGCUUCAUUUUCUCAUCGCUCUGUUUCUGUAAAAGAUGGUAUUCUACUUGCAACAGGCCUGCAUGUCCAUCGAAACAGUGCUCACAGUGCUGGAGUUGGAUCUAUCUUUGAUCGUGUUCUUACAGAAUUGGUAUCUAAAAUGAAGGAUAUGCAAAUGGAUAAAACAGAGCUGGGAUGUCUACGGGCCAUUGUCCUUUUUAACCCAGAUGCCAAGGGUCUUUCAAAUCCACCAGAGGUUGAAGGUCUCAGGGAAAAGGUCUAUGCAUCACUAGAGGCUUACACUAAGCAGAAAUACCCAGAACAGCCAGGAAGAUUUGCCAAACUUCUCUUGCGACUUCCAGCACUACGAUCCAUUGGUCUGAAGUGUUUAGAGCAUCUCUUUUUCUUCAAGUUGAUAGGUGACACACCAAUAGAUACUUUCUUAAUGGAAAUGUUGGAAGCACCACACCAAGUAACAUGACAUGAAAUUAAAACUACUUGUACAUAAUCUUGAUGUGUUUGUAAUUAAAAAGAUCAUUUCUUUUUAAGUUGUAAACUGCUUAUUUUAUAUUUUAUGUAAACACAUUUUGGUGUGUGAAAGAGUACACAUUUAAAAGCAAGUCUCCUAGAAGGAAGCAACUGUUUUGUAAAUAGGUAAAACUAAUUAUGAUAACUGAUUUAAUAGCUGUCUUACAAUAUAAAAUAUAAUUUUAUUCAAUAAAUUGUAUAAACCUUGAUCAGA
Molecule: messenger RNA, 1857 nt
Organism: Polypterus senegalus (gray bichir)
Lineage: Eukaryota; Metazoa; Chordata; Cladistia; Polypteriformes; Polypteridae
Gene: rxrgb
Product: retinoid X receptor, gamma b
Exons: 10
Coding region: 271-1596 (441 amino acids)
Biological process (GO): positive regulation of transcription by RNA polymerase II; retinoic acid receptor signaling pathway; cell differentiation
Cellular component (GO): RNA polymerase II transcription regulator complex; nucleus
Molecular function (GO): nuclear steroid receptor activity; nuclear receptor activity; zinc ion binding
Source: RefSeq, a predicted model, not a curated record